AUGGAUGCGACUAGCACUUCAAAGACAACAGAGAUGGUGACCGACACACCUCGCCAAGAAGAUGGCCUCAACGAAAAGUCCAACUCUAGCAGCCAGGUGAAUCUGGUUUACAGUGAUGCCUCCCAAGAGCCUGAGAUCCAUCUUCGAACCUACAUUGCUGUUGUGGCCAUGCUGCUUCUCAACUAUGUUCAAAUUAUUGCCCUCCAAGGGCCUCCACUGGUGGCAAAUAAUAUGGGAAAAAGUCUUGGAAAUCCCGCUGCCCAGGCUUGGAUUCCCACUGCCUUGUCUUUGGUUCAAGCGGUUCUUGCGCCCGUCAUCUCGUCAGCGUCCGACACUUUCCAAGCCCGAAAGCUAAUCCUGGUCGUGGGCUGUGUGAUAUCAUUCAUCGGGUCGGCUGUUGCUCCUGGCUCACAGAGCAUAUAUCGACUCAUCGUCGCGCAGAUUCUAAUUGGAUUUGGCUUCUCUUCCACGGCCCUUGCAUACAGCGUGCCAAGCGAGAUCUUGCCCAAGAAAUGGAGGCCAAUGGUGCAGUCUAUUGUCAACAUUGCAGCAGCCCUAGGGGCAUGCUCGGGGCCUCUCAUCAUGGGGGCACUUUCUCGUAGUGACCCUAUGAAUGGUUGGCGUAAUUACUAUUGGAUGCAAAUGGCCAUGUGGGGGUUAACAGCAGUUUCUAUUCUCAUCGGCUACCGACCUAGAAAGCGAUAUACCGUCUACAAUGAAAUGUCUCUGAGUCAAAAGAUCAAGGCCCUUGACUUGAUUGGAGUAGGACUCUUUGCCUCCGGCCUCACUCUAUUCCUGGUAGGACUUAACCUAGGAGGCGGGCAGUUUGCUUGGACGGACAAAAAGGUCCUUGCAACUCUGAUUAUAGGACUUGUCACGCUGCUAGCUUUCAUUGUUUAUGAGUGGAGAGGAACCAAGGUUGGUAUCGCACACCACGAUUUGUUUCGCAAAGGGGUCAGUUCUGGUCGAACCUUUUCCCUAUUUAUCGCCCUCAUGUUCAUCGAAGGCAUCAUGUUCUUUGCUUUUUCCAUCUUCUACCCUGUUCUGACAACCUCUCUAUUUGAACAAGACCCCUUGCUAGUAGCCGCGCGCGCCCAACCCUUUUGGAUCGCCUGCGGAAUAUCAACCCUCGUCUGGGGCUACUGGAGCAUCAAGGCCAAGUCCAUCCGAGUUCCUCUCUCGGUGGCGUUUCUCAUCUUUACCGGCGGCACCGUCGGGUUCGCCACCAUUCAGCCAGACGACUCGCUGAGCACCUGGUUCUUUGCUGGCGUCUCAGGAAUUGGGUUUGGUGGCCCUCUCAUCUUGAUUAUUACCGGCAUCCAACUUGCAACACCGCAUGCGCUCAUUGCAACGGCAACGGCACUGGCUAUCACAAGUCGUGCUGUCUCAGUGGCAGUGUUUACGGUCAUCUUUAGCAUUGCCUUCACCGAACGGCUUCAGCCAAACAUUGCCAGUCAGGUGCCUAUGGCCGCACUCAAGGCCGGGCUCCCAGCGUCGUCAGUGGAAGCUUUUGUCGGGGCGUUGGCGGCUAGGGACAUGGCGGCCCUCUCGCAAAUUCAAGGUGUCACGCCUCAAAUCAUCGCCGCUGGCAUUCAGGCCCUGAAACAGGCGUUUGCAGACAGCAUUCGGGUGGUUUUUAUUAUAGCUGCUCCGUUUGGGGCUCUUGCUUGCCUUCUCUGCUGGUUCUUGGAUGACCAAAGCAAAGAGAUGAACUAUAGAGUUGAUGCGCCAAUUGAGGAUUUGCAUGCGCGUGCUCGAGCGUCAGAUGCUGUUAUUGGGCCAUGA
Metarhizium brunneum ARSEF 3297 is the source of this 1785-nucleotide messenger RNA. RefSeq lists its product as uncharacterized. Gene Ontology annotation, biological process: transmembrane transport. Gene Ontology annotation, molecular function: transmembrane transporter activity. NCBI's taxonomy places the organism in Eukaryota, Fungi, Ascomycota, Sordariomycetes, Hypocreales, Clavicipitaceae. The record is from RefSeq and is a predicted model, not a curated record. Gene Ontology annotation, cellular component: plasma membrane.